Messenger RNA from Penicillium canariense, 1803 nucleotides. Its product is annotated as ferric reductase family protein. Gene Ontology annotation, cellular component: plasma membrane. NCBI's taxonomy places the organism in Eukaryota, Fungi, Ascomycota, Eurotiomycetes, Eurotiales, Aspergillaceae. Gene Ontology annotation, molecular function: ferric-chelate reductase activity. Gene Ontology annotation, biological process: iron ion transport; intracellular iron ion homeostasis; copper ion import. The record is from RefSeq and is a predicted model, not a curated record. The transcript is spliced from 4 exons. The coding region runs from base 1 to 1803 and encodes 600 amino acids.
AUGGACAUGGGCAUGAGUAUGCUGCCCUGGCUGGACCAGCCAGUCAUGCUGCACUCUAAUCGCAACCCCGGCGCGUGUGCGAUGACGGCCGAGCAAUGCGCGUACAAGAAUUCCUACUGGGUAUUCUGGUACCAGGCGGAUCACCGCUAUGCUCUGCCCACCGUGGCCUUCUUUCUGGUGGCGAUUAUACUUUUCACACUGGGACAUAUCCUGGCUGGGAUAUUCGCACCGCGGAUGAAGCAGGCCUCCCCGCUGUCGCGGGUGCUUGCUGCAUUCCGGUUCCUGUCGUACAAGGGGUGGCGGCUCGGCGGGUGGAAUACCCAGUCGUUGGGGGUGUUCUUGCUGGGUGCGGCAGGGGUGGUCUUCUUUCUUGCCAUGACCCUUGGACCGCGUCCGUACUACUGGCCCAACACGAAAGAGAUCAACUACGGCAACUCCCCUCCCCUUGCAACCCGAGCGGGAUUUAUGGCAUUGGCGUGCAUGCCCUUUUUGAUUCUUCUCAGCGCAAAGGCCAACCCAAUCACCGCACUGACGGGCAUCUCCCACGAGAAGCUCAAUGUGUGGCAUAACUGGGUGGCCUGGGCCAUGUUCGUGCUUGCACUCGUCCACACCUUCCCUUUCAUUGUCUACCACGUGUGGAAGGGCGAUAUCGUCGAACAGUGGAGCACCGGAGGCGUCUGGGUCACCGGGGUCGUUGCUAUCAUUGCCCAAGCAUGGCUCACGUUCAUGUCCGUUCCGUGGAUUCGGAACCGGUACUACGAAUUCUUCAAAGCAACACACUUGUUCAUGGCCUUGGUCUUCGUCAUCUUCUUCUUCUUCCACUGUGACUUCCGCAUGUCCUCCUGGGAUUACUUCAUCGCCACAGGAGUACUGUACUCGCUGUGCUGGCUCUACGCCCAGUGCAAAACAUACUUUGAGCACGGCAUCCGCCACAAAGCCCGCCUCGUGCCCGAGUCCGAGCACACGCUGCGUAUCACAAUCGACACCCGGAUGGAAUGGGGGCCGGGUCAGCACGUCUUUCUCCGCUUUCUCACCUGCGGCGUGCACGCGCUCACAGCGCAUCCGUUCACAAUCUGCUCUGUGCCCCGACGAGAUUGCAAGAACCAACUGGUGUUCUAUGUAAAAUCGCGUGGUGGACUGACCGGCCGUCUCAUGGCGCUGGCCCGGAAGAACCCUGACAUCCAAAUCCCUGUUCUGAUAGACGGCCCUUACGGGGGCAUUCCAGCCGGGCGGGUCGGUGAUUUUGACAGGAACCUCGCCAUAGGCGGAGGAGUUGGUGCUGGCAUCACGCUCUCUCUGAUCGAGGAUUUCGUCCGGUACUCAUCCGUCCAGGAGAACAAGGAGAUGAAGGUGAUUGUUGCGACGCGUGAUCCAGAUAUGCGGGCGUGGUACACGCAAGCGUUGGAGGAUAUUGCGACGCGACAGGCACUGGAAAAGCCAGUGGCAGGACUAGCCAUUCACAUCCAUGAGACUUUUACCGAAGGCGGAGAGCAAGAACUCAGUGCCGAGAAUAUCAAAGUGCAAGGCAACACGCAGAGCAUCGACUCCAAAGAGUCCAGCCCUUCCAGCACCUCCGCCACAGAGAUAUUCAAUCUCCAGGUCAUCGCCGGGAGGCCAGAUCUCCCGGCCGCCGUGCACCACAUGGCAGAUCGGGAAGGUGUUUCGGUCGGUGUAGUCGUAUGCGGCCCAUCCUCCAUGCUGUACGAUGUCCGUGAAGCUGCUUCGGCCGUGCAGAACAGCAUCAUCUCCACGAAGCCCGGUAUCGCGAGGGAGUUGUGGCUGCACAGUGAAAAGUUCUCGUGA